UUUCGUUCUACGUCAUGUCUGAGCGCUUACAUUGACGAAGCUAAGGAGUCGACAGCGGAACCGAUCGAGCGGCUGUAGUAGCGACUGCAGCGACUGCAACAGCUAUGGCCGGGGCAGGGCCAGCCCCGGGACUCCCGGGUGCCGGCGGGCCUGUGGUCCCCGGUCCUGGCACCGGCAUUCCUGGCAAGAGUGGCGAGGAACGCUUGAAGGAAAUGGAGGCAGAGAUGGCCCUGUUUGAGCAGGAAGUUCUGGGGGCUCCAGUAACCGGAAUCCCAACUGCGGUGCCCACAGUCCCCACGGUAGAAGCGAUGCAGGUCCCAGCAGCUCCUGUGAUGCGCCCAAUUAUCGCGACCAACACAUACCAACAGGUCCAACAAACUCUGGAAGCCCGAGCAGCUGCUGCAGCCACAGUGAUUCCUCCCAUGGUGGGUGGCCCUCCCUUUGUUGGACCAGUCGGCUUUGGCCCUGGUGAUCGGAGUCACCUAGACAGCCCUGAGGCUCGGGAAGCCAUGUUCCUGCGGAGAGCAGCUGUGGCCCCCCAGAGGGCCCCUAUCCUGCGUCCAGCCUUCGUCCCCCAUGUGCUACAGAGAGCAGAUUCUGCUGUUUCUUCUGCAGCAGGUGGCCCCCGCCCUAUGGCCUUGCGGCCUCCUCAUCAGACCCUUGUGGGUCCUCCCUUGCCAGGGCCUCCUGGACCGCCUAUGAUGCUACCACCAAUGUCUCGGGCCCCAGUGCCCCCUCUGGGCUCCAUGGCUGCUCUGAGACCUCCACUGGAAGAGCCAGCAACACCACGUGAGCUGGGCCUAGGCCUGGGCUUGGGCCUGAAAGAGAAGGAAGAGGCGGUAGUGGCCGCAGCAACUGGACUAGAGGAGGCUGGUGCCACAGUGACUGUGGGGUCAGGAGGUGCCCCAGCAGGCCCUGCAGUCAUUGGGCCCAGCCUGCCAUUGGCCCUGGCCAUGCCUCUGCCUGAGCCUGAACCCCUGCCCCUGCCGCUGGAAGUAGUACGAGGCCUCCUGCCACCGCUGCGCAUUCCUGAGCUCCUGUCCCUACGUCCACGACCCCGACCCCCUCGGCCAGAGCCACCCCCUGGCCUCAUGGCUCUUGAGGUCCCAGAGCCUAUGGGUGAGGACAAGAAGAAAGGAAAGCCAGAAAAGUUAAAACGCUGCAUUCGCACAGCAGCUGGGAGCAGCUGGGAAGACCCCAGCCUGCUGGAGUGGGAUGCAGAUGACUUCCGGAUCUUCUGUGGAGAUCUGGGCAAUGAGGUGAACGAUGACAUCCUGGCACGCGCUUUCAGCCGCUUCCCAUCCUUCCUUAAGGCUAAGGUGAUCCGAGACAAACGCACCGGCAAGACCAAGGGCUAUGGCUUCGUCAGUUUUAAGGACCCCAGUGACUAUGUACGUGCCAUGCGAGAGAUGAAUGGGAAGUAUGUGGGCUCACGCCCCAUCAAGCUGCGCAAGAGCAUGUGGAAGGACCGGAACCUGGACGUGGUGCGCAAGAAGCAGAAGGAGAAGAAGAAGCUGGGCCUGAGAUAGGGUCUGUGGCUGGGCAGCCGCUCUCCCCUGCUGGGCGCUGGCUCCUCCCCAGCUUACUCUUUGCAAAACCCCCAACUCUCCACCCACCCAUAGCAUUUUCAAUAAAUUUAUGUUCAUUUCCA
This is a messenger RNA of Erinaceus europaeus (western European hedgehog), 1651 nucleotides long. RefSeq names its product RNA binding motif protein 42 (gene RBM42). Lineage: Eukaryota; Metazoa; Chordata; Mammalia; Eulipotyphla; Erinaceidae. The transcript is spliced from 10 exons. The record is from RefSeq and is a predicted model, not a curated record. Gene Ontology annotation, molecular function: mRNA binding. The coding region runs from base 105 to 1529 and encodes 474 amino acids.